Columba livia (rock pigeon) is the source of this 7525-nucleotide messenger RNA. RefSeq names its product solute carrier family 4 member 4 (gene SLC4A4). Lineage: Eukaryota; Metazoa; Chordata; Aves; Columbiformes; Columbidae. The coding region runs from base 72 to 3665 and encodes 1197 amino acids. The record is from RefSeq and is a predicted model, not a curated record. Gene Ontology annotation, cellular component: plasma membrane; basolateral plasma membrane. Gene Ontology annotation, molecular function: solute:inorganic anion antiporter activity; sodium:bicarbonate symporter activity; monoatomic anion transmembrane transporter activity. Gene Ontology annotation, biological process: bicarbonate transport; transmembrane transport; regulation of intracellular pH. The transcript has 27 exons.
GGGGAGCGGGGGCUGGGAUGGGACGGGAUGGGAGCGGGCGAGGGGACGUCCGAGCCUGCGGGCGGCUUUAAAUGCGGGCCGGGGCGGGCGCCGCCAGCAGAGCUGCUCCUGGCUGCCGCCGCCCGGCCGUGGGGGCUUCUGGCGGGCGCUGCGCUCCCCCGGGCAGACCGGCGCCAGCGGGUAGCGAGGCAGGCAGGCGAGGGUGCGCGCAUACACAGAUAUAUAGACAGAUAAACAGGUGUAUAUACAUUGUGCGGGCGGGCAGCCAUGCCCCGCACCGCCUGCUGAAGCCGCCGCGCCCAGCCCGCUGCUCCCCGGCUGCCCCGCAGCCCCCGCCCGCUGCUCCCCGGCUGCCCCGCAGCCCCCGCCCGCCGCCAAGCUGGAGGAACGCCGCAAGCCCGAGCCCCGGAGGUCACCACACUAUUUACAUUGGGGUCCACGUGCCGAAGAGCUAUAGGAGAAGGCGGCGUCACAGGAGACGACCCGGGCACAAAGAAAAGAAAGAGAAAAUCUCUGAGAACUACUCGGACAAAUCAGACGUAGAAAACGCGGAUGAGACGAGCAGCAGCAUCCUUAAACCUCUCAUCUCCCCUGCUGCCGAACGCAUCCGCUUCAUCCUCGGAGAGGAAGAUGACAGCCCCGCGCCCCCUCAGCUCUUCACGGAGCUGGAUGAGCUCCUGGCCGUCGAUGGACAAGAGAUGGAGUGGAAGGAGACCGCAAGGUGGAUAAAGUUUGAGGAGAAGGUAGAACAAGGUGGGGAGCGAUGGAGUAAACCUCACGUGGCCACGUUGUCCCUGCACAGCUUGUUUGAGUUGAGGACUUGCAUAGAGAAGGGCUCCAUAAUGCUGGAUAUGGAGGCCUCUUCUCUCCCGCAGGUGGUGGAAAUGAUCGUCGACAAUCAGAUCGAGACGGGGCUUUUGAAAUUAGAGCUGAAGGACAAAGUCACCUACACGCUGCUCAGGAAGCACCGGCACCAGACCAAGAAGUCCAACCUGCGCUCUCUGGCUGACAUUGGAAAGACCGUCUCCAGUGCAAGUAGGAUGUUUUCCAACCCCGAUAAUGCGCGCAGCCCGCUGGAGAGCUCGGUGCCCUGCCUCGCCACGCGCUCGCCGCGCCACGACGCCCCGGUGCCGCGCAGCCCCAGCCUGGGCUGGAUCAGCAGCCCAGCCAUGGCUCACAGAAACCUGACUUCCACCAGCCUGAAUGACAUCUCUGACAAGCCUGAGAAGGACCAGCUGAAGAACAAAUUCAUGAAGAAGUUGCCCCGCGAUGCCGAGGCCUCCAACGUGCUGGUGGGGGAGGUGGAUUUCCUGGAGAGCCCGUUCAUUGCCUUCGUCCGGCUGCAGCAGGCCGUCAUGCUGGGCGCUCUGACCGAAGUCCCCGUGCCCACCCGAUUUCUCUUCAUUCUACUGGGACCUAAGGGCAAAGCCAAGUCCUACCAUGAGAUCGGCCGAGCCAUCGCCACCCUGAUGUCAGAUGAGGUGUUCCAUGACAUCGCCUAUAAAGCCAAGGACCGGCAGGACCUGAUCGCUGGCAUCGAUGAGUUUCUGGAUGAAGUCAUUGUGCUCCCCCCCGGGGAAUGGGAUCCCGCCAUUCGGAUAGAGCCCCCCAAGUCUCUCCCAUCAUCGGACAAAAGGAAAAACAUGUACUCUGGUGGAGAGAAUCUACAGAUGAACGGCGAUACGCCUCACGAUGGAGGACACGGCGGAGGGGGCCACGGGGACUGCGAAGAACUGCAGCGAACGGGCAGAUUCUGUGGUGGCUUAAUCAAAGAUAUAAAGAGGAAAGCACCGUUCUUCGCCAGUGACUUCUACGAUGCUUUAAAUAUUCAAGCCCUUUCAGCCAUUCUUUUCAUCUACUUGGCCACAGUGACCAACGCCAUCACCUUUGGAGGUUUGCUUGGUGAUGCUACAGAAAACAUGCAGGGCGUGUUGGAGAGCUUUCUGGGCACGGCAGUCACCGGAGCGAUAUUUUGCCUUUUCGCUGGCCAGCCACUCACAAUUUUGAGCAGCACAGGACCUGUCCUUGUCUUUGAACGGCUUCUCUUUAAUUUCAGCAAAGACAAUGACUUCGACUACCUGGAGUUUCGGCUCUGGAUCGGCCUUUGGUCAGCCUUCCAGUGUCUCGUUCUCGUGGCUACCGACGCCAGCUUCCUGGUCAAGUACUUCACCCGCUUCACCGAAGAAGGUUUUUCCUCCCUUAUUAGCUUCAUCUUCAUUUACGACGCUUUUAAGAAGAUGAUCAAGCUGGCGCAUUAUUACCCCAUCAACUCUGAGUUCAAGGUGGACUAUAUCACGCGUUACUCUUGUGCCUGUGAACCAUUAGAUCCAGUUAAUAGUUCAUUAUUUAACAGGACACCGGUGCCGUCAGCCGACGAGCUGUUCCAUCCCUCGACGGUCAUGUACAAUACCACCAUUGACUGGUCAUCUCUGACAAAGAAGGAGUGCUUGAAAUACGGAGGACGACCUGUGGGCAACAACUGUAAAUAUGUCCCUGACAUCACCCUCAUGUCGUUCAUCCUCUUUUUUGGCACUUACACCUGCUCCAUGGCCCUGAAGAAAUUCAAGACCAGUCGCUAUUUUCCAACCACUGCCCGGAAGCUCAUCAGUGAUUUUGCCAUUAUCUUGUCCAUCUUGAUUUUCUGUGGAAUAGAUGCCCUGGUAGGUGUGGACACACCAAAACUAAUUGUGCCAAGUGAAUUCAAGCCAACCAGUCCCGAGAGGGGCUGGUUCAUCCCACCUUUCGGGGGGAACCCGUGGUGGGUGUACCUGGCAGCAGCCAUCCCUGCCCUGCUGGUGACUAUCCUCAUCUUCAUGGACCAGCAAAUCACGGCCGUCAUCGUCAACAGGAAGGAGCACAAGCUCAAGAAAGGUGCUGGAUAUCAUCUGGAUUUGUUCUGGGUGGCCAUUCUGAUGAUUAUUUGCUCCUUUAUGGGUCUGCCCUGGUAUGUUGCUGCUACCGUCAUCUCCAUUGCUCAUAUUGACAGCUUGAAGAUGGAGACAGAAACCUCAGCCCCUGGAGAACAGCCCAAGUUUUUGGGAGUGAGGGAGCAGAGGGUCACGGGAUUCAUCGUGUUCAUUCUGACCGGCGUGUCUGUCUUCAUGGCUCCCAUCCUCCAGUUCAUUCCCAUGCCGGUGCUCUACGGUGUGUUCCUCUACAUGGGUGUCGCUUCCCUCAACGGUGUGCAGUUUAUGGAUCGUCUGAAGCUGCUCUUGAUGCCUCUGAAACACCAGCCCGACUUCAUCUACCUGCGCCACGUCCCGCUGCGCAGGGUCCACCUCUUCACCUUCCUGCAGGUGGUGUGCCUGGCCCUCCUCUGGAUCCUCAAGUCCACCGUGGCUGCCAUCAUCUUCCCUGUCAUGAUCCUGGCCCUUGUGGCAGUCAGAAAAGCCAUGGACUACCUCUUCUCGCAGCACGACCUGAGCUUCCUUGACGACGUCAUUCCAGAAAAGGACAAGAAAAAGAAAGAGGACGAGAAGAAGAAGAAAAAGAAGAAGGGCAGUAUGGACAGUGACAAUGACGAUUCUGACUGCCCCUACCCAGAAAAAGUCCCAAGUAUUAAAAUACCAAUGGACAUCAUGGAGCAGGAACCUUUCCUAAGUGAUAGCAAACCUGCCGACAGAGAAAAAUCACCAACAUUCCUUGAACGCCAUACGUCGUGCUGAUACGAUUCCUUUCCUUCAGUCAUACGCCAUGCCAAGCCCUCCACGAACUCCAGUCAAAGUCGUGCCUCAAAUUAGAAUAGAACUUGAGCCUGAAGACAAUGUUUUUUUCUGGAGGAGCAAGGGAACAGAAACUACUUUGUAAUUUGUCUGUCUGUUCAAUCUUUUCUGGGAUUUUUAUUUCUUUGUCACUAGCCAAAUGUUAAAACGCUGAAAUGCUCUCUGCUUCCCAGCGGCACAGGUGGCUGAGGCACCAGCCGCUCCCCUCAGCACCGCUCCGUCGCGCGCUCCCCGUCCCCGUCCUUCCGCGCUGACCAAGGCUCGUCUUUGCCUUCUCUGCCGCUUCUCUUUCGUUGUCAAGCAGGGGGCAGAGGUGUUAAGGAUGUAAUGUAGGACCUGUGGGAGAUGUCAGAGGAGCUGGCGUCACCGUAGUUGUGUAACUGUGUGUUUGUUUGUCUGAACAAAACUGACCUCCAGGCUAAUGCAACGUCUUUCUUACACUGCUCAAAGAUGCUGGAAAGUGCUGCUAAUACUAAUUUGCUCUUAAAGCCUGUACUUGUAGUUAACACGGGAAGGAAAAGGAAAAGGUACUUCACUCCCAGCAAAGACAAACUGUUUCCAUCGUUGUAGCAUGUGUUUUGAAAUGUCCCUUUCCUAUGCAAUUUUUUUUAAAGAAACACUUUAAUGGACUUAAUCUGUCAGGUACAUGGAAGAGUGUUAUUUUCCUAGAUUAUUUUGUUUAAAUUAUGGGGGCCUAACCUACAACUUUUUUUUUGUCAAUUUUUUUAACCUUUUUUUUAAUUACUGUAAAGAAGAAAUGAAUUUUUCCUGCAGCAGGAAACAUAUAGUUAUGAGUAGUUCUACCUCUUAUUUCUAGGCACCAGGCUUUCUGUAAAAAUGUGUUGUACAAUAUGUAAUGUGAUUUUUACAAGAAAAACAAAACAGAACAAACACCACCACACCACAAUCUCCAGGACAUGGCACAGGGCUGGAUCAGUUUGAUUAGCACCUUCUACUCUGGAGCGUCUGUUCUCCUUAGGGUUAUGGACGUUUGGGUUUUGUUGGUUGUUUUUUUUAUGAAUAAUCUAGCGUUGCUGUGAAGGAGACAGAUUGUAACUUAAAUCUCUUACGAUCUAGGAAGAGUCUUAAAUGUCAUGGUGGUGAGCAAAGCACUGACCGGCUAAGGAUGUCAGUGGACAGAUGCUGAUUGUAUCCACAUCGAUUUGCUACGUGGCAUAGUUAGAAUUCUCUCUUUUUACGCAUCCGUGUGUGCGCGUCUGUGUGUGUGUAGCCGCGAGAAGACCCGUGUGCGGUUCAGGCGCACGAGGGCCCCGCGGAGGAGAGAGCCGCGGUGACCCCGGGACGCCCGUCCCGGCGCCCGGAGUGGCGAGGCUCACAAAUCAGAUCUCUUUACCAUCAUCUGCAGGAGUUACCCUAAAUCUUGAGUGCUCGGCACUAGACCUGUUGUCCGUGCAAGCUCAGUACCAAGCAGGCUGGGCAUGGCCAUGCACAGGCUUUUGGUUUUGUACCAGAUGAGCUGAAUCCACCCUGUGAGACGUGAUUUUCUUUCUGCAGCAUGUACACAUUACGUACUGGUCUGUGCAUAUAAACAUGCAUCUGGGAAAUUGGGCUUCACCAAGACAUUGCUUUGAUGGGGCAUGAGGAUUACGUGUAAAACACUGUAAAGGCUUCAUCAGAAAAAAAGAGGGGGGGAAAAAUAAAAGUCCAGCUGUAAGGGCUAAUUCCCCAAUGGGGAAAAUUUCACCCCGAGCACCGGCACCUUGCCGCAGCUUCCGAUGUUGCAAAACCAAAGUCUGUGUUGAUUAAGAAAACAGAAUUUCUUGAUGUACUGAGACCUUAUAUGCCAAAUUCAGCAUCUGCUCACUAGUAACAGCCCUAUCAGCAACUGGAGCUGCAGAACAGGUUGUUCUUUUUGUUCCCUGGCGUACCGUAGAAGCUCCUGCCCACUCUCGCUACAGUGCGCAGCUUUGAAGAUGGGCAGGUAGUUUUAGUCUGAUCUCCUGCAAGCAGUCACUGCUGCGUAAAGAUGGAGUUGAAGAGGCACCUACACAGCACCCACACGUGCACACACGUCCCUACAUUCCCCAGUGACUCGUUACCGGGGGAUCUCAAUCUCUGCAUACACAAAACGUGCGUGGGCUGGAAGCGUGAACGCGGUGAUGGGCGCCGGAGCGAGCGUGGCUUCUCCUCUCUGCUGCCCUCGGGGAUCGGCGUCCCGGGAACACGGCCCUAACCGCUUGGGAAAGGCUGGGAUGGCGUGGGAAAUGACCAGAAGAGGCUCUGUGAUCCGUCUGCGAGCCGGAGGACAGGUCACCUGCGAAGUGCAAAGCCAACGUAAAGGGUUUCCACUCCUCAGUGAACAUCAGUCCCUGACUGCCAAACGGAGACCGACUCGCGUGUCACCUAGGGAGUACACGAGAGCCUUUUAUGUUUUGCCCUGAGCUUUUAUUUGUAGGAAUCCAAAUAACUGACAAAGGAGAGGUCACAACAGAUGAACGGGGAGAGCGGGCUGUUCUGCGGGAGCGCCGGCCGGGGCUCCCGGGUCCUGCGGCUUCCGUCCGCUGUCACCUGUGAUUCGUCUCCACAAAAACGAGGUCUUCCACUUGCAGCCAUGGUAAAUGUACUUGAAAUGUAUUGACUGCUGGUCUAGACCUUUCUCUCUUUAUUUUUUUCGUUUAACCUGAGCGAGCUGUGGUACAGAGGCUAGUGUUGCUGAGGUGACGGGACAAAGAUUUCGGUAGCUUUUCAUGGAAAAAUGCAGAACGCUGGGGACAGGAGCUGGAAUUCUUUCCUUUCUUGGCCCCUGACAAUAGUGCUUCAUUGGUGGUUGUGUCUCCUUUUUUGGUUUUUCCUUUAAAAUUACAGAAUGCUGCAGAUGACGCAAUGAUGUUAAGCAGGGUCUCUGCUGGCAUCGGAGAGCGGGCAGCGAGAGGGGCUGGAGUCACCGCAAGGAGAGUUUCACUGCACUUAGACCUUUGAUGAGAAAACUCACACUCAUUUUGAACCAGAAUUGGGUAUUUUGGGGCAGGUGCUUCUGGGAAUGUGUGUGGACUCUGAAAUCAGGGGAAGGUGUAGGGAAAUGACGUUCCCGGGGCAGAGGAGCAGGGCCGUGCCCCGCGUCACCCCUGAAAGGCACCGAGCAGCGGCCGGCGUGUCCCCACGGCGCGGCGGCCCUGCCCUGCGGCGCGGCUCGCUCGUCCUUGCGGCGCGGCUCGCUCGUCCUUGCGGCGCGGCUCGCUCGUCCUUGCGGGGCGGCUCGCUCGUCCUUGCGGCGCGGCUCGCUCGUCCUUGCGGGGCGGCUCGCUCGUCCUUGCGGCGCGGCUCGCUCGUCCUUGCGGCGCGGCUCGCUCGUCCUUGCGGCGCGGCUCGCUCGUCCUUGCGGCGCGGCUCGCUCGUCCUUGCGGGGCGGCUCGCUCGUCCUUGCGGCGCGGCUCGCUCGUCCUUGCGGCGCGGCUCGCUCGUCCUUGCGGCCGAGGCUUCUUUGCAUUCAUUACUGGGUUUUUUAAUCAACACGCACUUUCAGAUAGUUUUAUUAUUGUUUUUAAUUCUCUUGAGUCUCUAUUUGCUUUGGAGGAAAGAAUUAAAAAAUAGUGUAAAAUGAAGUGGAUCAGGAUGGUGGAACAAAAAGGAAAAAAGCAGAAACAUUUCAAUAUAUUAAAAUGAUUUUUUUUCCCGGUAAUAUAAAACGUGAAAUUCCUUAUAACAUUAUAGUAUUUUACAGUUUUAUGGAGCUUUCUAUUGUGACUUUUAUGGAAUCAAAAGAUGAAGAUGAUGAGAUAUUUUAGCAUUUCUAUUUUUCAAAAUUAAAUGUAUACUGAAAAUAAAGUAACUUUAUGCAUUUA